Messenger RNA from Cryptococcus deneoformans JEC21, 5110 nucleotides. RefSeq names its product suppressor protein SPT23, putative. Gene Ontology annotation, molecular function: transcription coregulator activity; protein binding; double-stranded DNA binding. Bases 538 to 4953 code for a protein of 1471 amino acids. Gene Ontology annotation, cellular component: nucleus. Gene Ontology annotation, biological process: regulation of transcription by RNA polymerase II. Lineage: Eukaryota; Fungi; Basidiomycota; Tremellomycetes; Tremellales; Cryptococcaceae. The transcript is spliced from 7 exons. The record is from RefSeq and is a predicted model, not a curated record.
UUCCACCUCUUUCUAUACAUACCUCUCCGAGCACGUCUUCGUCCAUCCUAUCAUUUGGGUCCUCCUCAUCCCGCCAAGAGGCCCACCCUUUUUACGACCCCGCACCGGCAGUCGCCAGCGUGCGACUCCCGCCCACGUCGUCGUCAUCUUUCAGCCCGCCACCCGCAUUCCACAUUUUUCAAUCUUUUCCACCAAAUCCUCGACGCCUCACUUAUCACAUCGCCGACACUACAUUUACAUUCGUUACUCGUACACUUACAUACCAACAGUCAAGCAACGAUAGGUUUUUAUUAUCAUCCAUCGAGAUACGGCACGCACUCUACUACAUACGAAGCUCCGAAGGGUGGACUCUCAGGAGCCAGACGAGGCACUUUGCUGAGCAGACAGUUACGACUCGCGAGUCGCAUCCUCGCCUCGUCUUCGCCUUCUUCGACCCCGUGUCUGGGACGAAUCAUCGACCUCAACACAUCGAUAAUCUGCGUCUUGUAAACUAUUAACAUAGAUGUUAUAGUCUCAUUACCGGCGCCACAUAUCAAGAUGCUUCCCAUAGAUUCUCCCUCAGUUUUUUCAUCACCAUUUUCCGCACGGUCCACCAUUGAGUCUUCGCCUGAAGCCGUUGGCGGUCAGAACAGUGAUCCAAGGAGCAAUGGACAUGGGAUAGAAGCUCCUGCAGGUGUAAUGCAGGCUCUGCUAGGAGAGGUCAACGGAUCACAUGCUCAAAAACCGUUACCUAUCACUCGCUCAUCUUUACCUGCACAACCUCAACAGUACCAAAGUUCCCGGUCAGAUAUCAAACCCUUACUCGAUACGAAACCUUUUCACUCUGUCUCAACUCCCAUGGCCGGCUCAUCAAAGGUGUCUGACCGGGUGUCAGCAAUGAACUCGGCGGGCAUUCCAAGCGUCAGCGCUAACACCGGCGCCUCCGCUUAUGGAGGAUCGAGGGCUGAGCCCCCUAAAAGGAUGUAUGAUGUCGAGGGGUUAUCAACUGUGGAUCCCUCUUUGGAUGACCUUAUGGCUGGGAGUAACGGACGUAAUCAACUCCUUCUCCAGGGAGACCCUCUAUAUGCCGAUAAAUCCAGAGUUGAAACGGCAAUCAGAGUUAUCAUCGACAUUCUUCGUCUUGCUCCUCUCCAUUCACCGAUUCCCCCACCAUCAUUACAUCCUCUGAUCCCGAAGGGCCCUAAUGGCGAUUUGUUGAUGACUUUUGAGCGCAUCUCCACUUUCCAUGGCCUUCGACUACAAGCUGGCACCACUACCAAGAAUAGCUCCAAAAAGCAGCUGCAAGCUAUUGGACAUAUUCCCAAAGACAAGUUGGCGUAUCUUGAGACGGCAGUUUACAUGUCUGGCGAGGAUGGUAAACGUGUAUAUGUCUGUAAGCGAUGUCGCAACCGUGAAACCCGUCGACGAGAAGCCAAGGACCGGAAUCGUAAACGAGCGCAACCCGCUACAUCUGAUUCUGAUGCCGCUUCACCUGCAUCUAAACCCCCACGGCAAUCACUCGUUCCGCCAUCAGUAGAUUUCAUUACUGCCGAGAAUCCCGAUGACUAUGAUCCGAAGAGAGCGGGACAGAUGGUGGAGGAACCUUCAUGGGAUCCGGAUUGUGCAGAUUGGAGGCACGAUAUUGUGUUGUUCAAUACCCCUGCAGAGGUCAAGCUUGAGGAUGGGAGCUGCAAUUGGUUGCCUUUCAGAGUGGUUUGCUAUGGGAAAUGUCACGGUGAAAAGGUCGGCUUCAGAAUCAAAUUUACUUUGAGGACGUAUGAUGGGCGGAUAUUAGCAACUUCCAUGACAAAGCCGAUCCGAAUCACUGACGAUCACAAAACUGAUACUAAGGCUAAACCCAAGCCUAUUGCCAUUGAAGGUCCGCCACAGCCUGCAGUGGCUCGACGAAAAGCUCGUCCCAAUGUCGCCUUGAUGGCAUCUUCUCGUCCUCAAUCUCCUAGUCCUUCUGAGGCAGAGAGUGUGCAGAGUUUCCAGUCACUUGGCGAAGCUGGAGCAGUGAUACAGAAGCAAACCCCGAGUGUUCGAGCCGGUAAACCCUACGAGCGACCUAUCCAAUCUACACAACCAUCCCAGGCUCCUUCUCCAGUGAGCUAUGUAGCCGCUCAGAUGGCAGGCCUGCCAUCUGCAAAUUUCUUCUCCAACGGUACCAAUGGCGUCACUCCCUCUCAUGCACCACCUCCCCAAACUGCACAUCAGCCAAUGCAGAUGUCUAAUGAUCUCAACAUGUCGCAGUACAUCCAUACUGUCUCUCCUCACGAACUCCGUGGCCCCCAAUUCCAAUCUACGUCUACCAACAUUAGUAGCUACAGCGUCCCUCAUUCCGGUACGCCAUCUGCAGCCUCCUCCACUGCUGCAAGUCCCAGAACCCAGAUGGCUGGUAUUCAAGAUGAUAUCAUGAAGAGCGGGUUUCCAGCUGGCUUACUGGAGUCGCUUGGAUUGAACAGACCCAAUGGUAAUGCAGGACAAGGACAAGGGCCGAUGCUGUACCACGCUCGAGAUACCGAUGCUGAAAUGGCUAACCUCAUUUCUGGCGGCUUCGACGAUCUUUUCGCUGGGUCUAGCAGAGCUUCAGUUAGCAGUAUGGAUAACGAUCAAGCGAGUGUCAGUUCGGCAUCGGUCUUUUCUGGAUGGGAUGACCGAUCAUCCGCGAUGUUCAGUCAGAGUGGGCUUCCACCGGGAACAACUGUCGUGGAGGACGUGGAUGAGGAUAUGGAAAAGUAUUUGGAUUACACGGGCGAAAAUGGUGUGCAAGGUGAUCACCAAAGAUCUCGCGUAGCAAGCAGCUUUAGUAGUCCGCUCACGGGGUCAAACUUCUCAGGAUUGCCUUUUGACGAGCCUUUCCAUUCACCUCUCAACUCGGACCUCCGCCAUCAAAUUCAAGAACAGCAGCGACAACCUAUCCCUCCUCAAUCUUCUUUCCCUGCGCUUGUUCCUGCACCUGCCCCAGCCCUUACUGCUCCACAAGCACCGCAACCGGCCAUUACCCACGUUAUUCCAGGCGAAGGUCCUAUGGCCGGUGGGCCUACCAUUGCCAUUGCCGGGCAGGCCUUCCAGCCAGGAAUGGUUGUUGUGUUUGGUCAACGUCCAGCAGCGACAGAAUUUGUGAGCAGUGGGUUCAUGCAAUGCAAGUUACCGCCGAGUGCUUUCGCGGGUGUGGUGGAGGUAACUAUCCAAGGUAUUGGGUCGGUGGCAGGAAAGAUGGUGUUCUCAUAUACGGACAUGGAGAAGGAUGCGAUGAAACUUGCUUUGGCCAUUCAAAGCCAUUACCAAGGUUCGCAAUCCGAUCCAACAUACCGUUUGGCGCAUCAAGUUGCUCGAUCGUCAAGUAGUCAGCGAUCCCACUCCAAUUCCGCUUCUCCUUCCGGUCAAUCCCCAGGUGAUAACCUAAAUAUCAGCGCUGCCGCAAACCUUAACGUAAUGGAUACUGGUGAAGACACCGAUUCUCAAACCUCUUCUCUCGAUUCCAAAUCCACCGACGAUAGCACCAAUUCUGAUCUUCAGUCUACUAUAAUCACUUUCCUAGCGUCCAUCGACUCUCACGCUCCAGGAUCAUUACGCGCCAGUGGAGCGAUUAACCACACCAACGCCUCUCAGCAAACUCUGUUACAUAUCGCGUCCGCCAUGGGCUUUUCCCGCCUCGUUCGACGGCUUAUUAUCGGUGGUGCUCAAAUUGAUGUGCAAGACACUAAUGGCUACACGCCCCUUGCUUUUGCUGCACUGUGUGGAAGACAUACAUGUGCGAGAGUAUUGAUUGAAGCUGGAGCUUGGUAUGACCGAGCGACCAAUUAUGGCGAGAUGCCCCUUGAUUUGGCCAAAUUUGGAGAACAUUCGAAAGUGGAGAGGCUCUUGCUUUCUGCUGUAUGGUCAACGACUGCGGAACCGAUAGAAACUGGAGCAGUAGCGGCAGUUAUGGCUGGCGGCAUGGGAGAAAGGGGAAGUCAGAAGGCAAGUGGCGGAUCGCCGAGGUCUGUUGCUGCCAGUCUUACCAGCUCAAUCGACGACGACAAUCCUUCGUCUUCUUCUGAAGUAGAAGAUGAUGUGACCAAGUUUCGACGGUCGUCUAUGCCAUCCCGUCCCAGAUCCAAAUCACGACAGUCAAAGGACAAAAGGCCGAUGUCUAUCAAGUCGGGUAGAUCAGAAAGGCAUCAUCUUUCAUCUAUUUCUGUCGUUCGUGCCCCGUCCAAUGUGGGAGAGACUAUGGACGACCCUCCUCCUUAUGCGCCGCCUACCGACCACUCUCGGAUCGGUGUGCAUCCCGCUCAUGCUGAUGAUCAUGAUUCUUGGAUGAAGGCGCUCGCAUCUUUGCCUCACGUCCCUCACUUCUUACCGUCGGGCGUAUGGGAUCACCUUCCGUCACGUCAUUCUCUUUUUGGCUCCGAUAAAUCUGCUCGUACGGCUUCAGAACAUGAACAUGGUUCAUCCAGUCAUGGAUGGGUUGCAUUCCCUACUCCGUCAUGGGAAACCCUCACCAGGAUGGCUAGUCCUGAAGAGGUCAAGCUGUUCACUCAAGCGAUGGCUGCUGCAGCGCUGAAUGCCGUCGUACAGACUGGUGCGACUACUCCCGCCAUUCGCUCAGGACCUCGGGCCAGGAAAUCUAAUGCUGGUCUUCCGGCAGCUGAUACAGAACUAGAUAUGGAUGCAGAAGGUGAAGGAAGAAAGAAGGGUAGAGAAGAUGAGGAAGGCGUGAAGAAUGGUAGCAAAAGCAGAAGAAGAAAAUCAGCCAGUGCGUCCGGGCUUGGUGGUGCGACUAUGGUGUCAGCCAAGAGAUCGGAUAGUGCAUCCCCAGACAAUGUUGUGAACCACGUCAAGCGCGAUCGAAUGCUUUACCUCUUCUGGCUUCCCAUCCUCUUGUUUGUCGGAUUUUGGCUUCUUGUUUCGGCUUUACCGAUCGCCACUGGCUUCGGCCUUAUCUACGCCAGGAAAAUUACCAAAGCUAUCAAGGGGCGGAUGUGAAUAUAAUUAGAAGUUCUCGAAAGUCGGCUGAGAGGUAUAUAGAUUAUUUGUUCAGGGAUAAUACUUAAUGUCAUUUCUUUCCGCAGUGUUGGCAACUUUCUAGAGUUAUAUAAGAGUAUGAAGGAAGGUUGACGAGUAUGCCAUGCAUAUACAAAGG